UAACUUCUGUACAAUUUUUAGAACUGACACUAUUUCGCCAUAUAUCAAAUACUUUUAUCUCUACAACUCCGCUUUCGAAGCCGCAUUCUGCAGGAUAACAACUGUACAUUGGAGCUUCCGUUUCAAAGGGCACCGUUUAUAUUAUAUGAUGACGAUGGGAAAAACACGAUGACAACACAAAGGUUCCUCAAGUUUGCGGCCGGGGUAAGUGUGUUUGGAAAAGUUUCGUUCCAACUAACUUUUUCCGGGCUGAGGCACAAUAAUACGAGCAUGACAAAGAACUAUUUAUUAGUAUCUUUUCUCUCGUCCCACGUGGAUCAGCGAGCAGCCUAGUGCUGCUGGCUGGUUGGUGCAUACUUUCCGUUCGAAGCAAGAGAUAGACGAAGUCUUGGAAGCAAGCGCUAGUAAUAUUUCGCUAUAAUGGAGCAGCACCAACCAGCUACGACAACGGCUGGUCCAAGUUCAGCAGCCAUGGCCACAGCCACUACGGUUCCAACGCUAGUAGCGGCAACAGCAGUUGUGCCCCGAAAACCACCUCCAAACUUGAACCCCUCUCCAGGACCAAAACCGGGACGUUUCUUCGGAUCUGCCUUCAAUAUAACCAAUCGGUAUCGGGCCAACAGCAGCAACUUGGGAAAGGUUAGCCUGGCCAUAACCAACUUGAAGGUCAUCAAUAACGUUCCGUUACCUCCGCCAAUUUGUGCCAUGGUGGCAAACGACUCGCCUCCGUUGCUGAAGUAUCAACCGUCCUAUCAGCUCCAAUCGAAGAACCCCUUCAAUCGGGAAGCGUGCGAAGUAAUUUUGCGAGAAGCGUUGGACAAGGCUCUUCAGGGGGUUGAAUAUAGUUCCUAUUUCGCGCCAUCCCUAUGCCAGCAGAUCUGUGAAGACGUGAAAUCGAGGGUAAAGGAGUUGAACUUUGAUAGAUACAAAAUCGUCGUCACGGUUACGAUGGGCGAGCGGUACAUGCAAGGGCUGAAAGCAAUUGCCCAGUUCCUAUGGGACCCGGAAAAAGAUAGCUACGUGUCCUGUAUUUACGAUUCUUCGCCGAGCUUGUUUGCCGUUGCGACCAUCUAUGCGAUAUAUUUCGAUUGAGAAAGCGGUUCGUUUCCGCUACACUGGAAUGUACAGACAAUGUGAAUAUAGUUUCUGUGAAUUA
Aedes albopictus (Asian tiger mosquito) is the source of this 1156-nucleotide messenger RNA. RefSeq names its product dynein light chain Tctex-type 5. Gene Ontology annotation, cellular component: cytoplasm; cytoplasmic dynein complex. The transcript is spliced from 3 exons. Gene Ontology annotation, molecular function: dynein intermediate chain binding. Bases 421 to 1092 code for a protein of 223 amino acids. Gene Ontology annotation, biological process: microtubule-based movement. The record is from RefSeq and is a predicted model, not a curated record. NCBI's taxonomy places the organism in Eukaryota, Metazoa, Arthropoda, Insecta, Diptera, Culicidae.